AUGUCACGUGCAAAUAUGCUUGGCGAAUCAAGCACAUGUGGUCAACCAUUCCGACAUAAAGCUAUGCAAGCGCAUUUCUUAUACAAAUUCCUUUCGCCACCACAUAAUACCACGAAAAUUGAUUCACCAUCAGGCGUGUUACGUUUUGUUCUUAUUGUGACAGUGGACGAGCUUGUAAAUGUCCUGAUCGAGAGGCGAAGGACGUCGUUACCUGCAGAAAAAAGACAGAAAGUUUCUAAUGAUUUAAAAGGUUAG
Molecule: messenger RNA, 255 nt
Organism: Ambispora leptoticha
Lineage: Eukaryota; Fungi; Glomeromycota; Glomeromycetes; Archaeosporales; Ambisporaceae
Source: the annotation of a GenBank genome assembly